GACGAACAGCACUUUAAGUUCUCCGAGAAAAAGAAGUCUUUGGACAUUAUUCGAGAAGAGCUGAAAAUGGAACAUGAUGAUAUGGAAGAAGAGAGGAGAACCAGAAAAAGAUAUGACACGCUGACGAAGCAAAGGGACAAGACGCCCAAGUUGUUAAUGUGCGCAACGAUGUGGCAUGAGAACGAGAGAGAGAUGAUCCAACUGAUGAAGUCGUUGUUUAGAAUGGACAUAGACCAGAGUGCCAGGAGGAACGCCCAAGAAUACUUAGGCGUAACUGACCCCGAUUACUAUGAGUUCGAAGCUCAUAUCUUUUUUGAUGACGCAUUUGAAGCCCAUGGUCUUGAUGAUGAGUAUUUUAAAGUGAACUCAUUUGUGAAGCAGUUUAUAUCAAUCAUAGACCUAGCAGCAAGUGCCGUUCAUGGGGUCAAGCUUCAUCUUCCCCAACCAAUGAAAGUGCUGACUCCGUAUGGAGGGAAACUCGAACUGCGGCUACCAGGAGGGAACAGAGUAAUAGUUCAUUUGAAAGACAAGACUAAAAUAAGACAUAAAAAACGAUGGAGUCAGGUGAUGUACAUGUACUACUUUCUUGGGCGCAAUAUUUGGGAGAAGAUAACAAAUCCAAAGAGGAAGCAGGCCGUGGCUGAGAAUACCUACCUCCUUGCCCUUGAUGGUGACGUUGACUUUAAGCCGUUGGCUGUUACCAUGCUGUUAGAUCUCAUGCGUCGUAAUAUUAAAGUUGGAGCAGCGUGUGGACGCAUACACCCAAUAGGAACUGGUCCACUAGUUUGGUAUCAAAAGUUUGAAUAUGCAGUAGGGCAUUGGUUUCAGAAGUCAACAGAGCACGUGAUUGGUUGUGUAUUAUGUAGUCCUGGUUGCUUUAGUCUUUUCAGAGGUUCGGCCCUUAUGGACGACAACGUUGCUCGGCGAUACACCAAGGUCGCCACCGAACCAAUGCACUAUGUACAGUAUGACCAAGGUGAGGAUCGUUGGCUCUGUACAUUGUUGUUACAACAAGGGUAUAGAGUAGAAUAUUCGGCAGCUGCUGAUGCCCUCACUUACGCCCCUGAAGGCUUCUCGGAGUUCUUUAACCAGAGGCGACGAUGGACCCCUAGUACCCUAGCAAACAUUCUUGAUCUUUUGAUGUCAGCCAAACAAACAACAAAAAUGAAUGAUAAUAUUUCAUGGUUAUAUAUGGCGUACCAAGGGGCCCUUUUUGGAUCUUCCAUAUUAGGACCUGGGACUGUUUUCUUAGUUAUUGUUGGUGCUCUCCAGAAUUUGAUAACUGCACCGGGUCAACCACCAGACAAUAUAAUUUCUAUAUCAAUUAAUGCUGCUCUUGUGGUUGGAUUCACGAUGGUAUGCUUGACACUCAAGUCAGAGACUCAGCUGUACAUAGCAGCUAUAAUUUCUACCAUAUACUCGGUAGUCAUGAUGCUUGUGAUGGUAAGCACAUUUGCAGCGAUAAGAGACAAAGGACUAUGCGACGUCAGUACUCUUUUCAUGAUCGUCCUCAUUUCAAUAUUUGUAAUCGCUGGUCUAAUGCACCCUCACGAGUUUGGCUGCUUGUUGUAUGCGUUGAUCUAUUACAUGGUCGUACCGAGUACAUUUGUGCUGUUAAUGAUCUACUCGCUGUGCAAUUUAAACAACGUUUCGUGGGGAACGAGGGAAGUGAAAAAGACGCAAUUUGAAGAGGAGAAAGAAAGACUGAUCCAGGAGCAGCAGACAAACGUACCUGGUGGUUUGAACGGGACAUUAGGAGCUAUAUUUGCUCGUGCUCAACAAUAUGCAGGAGUUACAAAAGAAGGAAUAACUUGUUGUGGAAUUCGUUGUCUAUUUGAUGCAAAUCAACAGGAACGUCAGAUGGAGAUGAGAAUGCGAGCUGCUGCAGAACUGGAAGCAAAACGAGACAUUGGAGGUGAUAACGUUGAGCAAAUAAAUCAUGGUGCCAAUGGGGAACGCAAGCUUAAAGUGAAUCAUCUUGGAAACAUUGUGUCUGAUGAUACCUCCAUCCAGGACGAUAUCGAUAGCAUUGAUAGCAUAGCAAGCGUCAACAAACCUAAAACGUGGAUAGAAGACCAAGAUUUAGGAGAUGGUAUGAUUAUCGAACUCAAUGCCCAAGAUAAAGUUUUCUGGGAAGAAAUGAUCGAGGCAUAUCUGAAGCCGAUAGAUAUCAAACCUGAGGACAAAGAGAGAAUCGAGCUACAGCUAAAGGAACUUAGAAACAAAGUCGUUUUCGCUUUUUGUAUGAUCAAUAUAUUGUACAUCACUGUCGUUUACGUCAUGCAGAUACAAAGGAUCAGUUUUAAGAUACCAUGUGUACUUCCGUCCACAGGUGCUUCCGUUAUUGAAAUCCAACCAAUUGGCACUGUGUUUGUUAUAUUUUUCGGGUUCAUACUUCUGUUGCAGUUUGUAGGUAUGAUUUUUCACCGCUACGAGACCUUCAUGCAUAUUGUCUCCACCACACCGAUUACGUGUGGGACAACGCAUUUAAAUGACCAAUCAGAUGAAAUACAACACGCAAUUGCAACAGCCCGCGAUCUACAGAAAUUAACUCCGGACGACAACGUCAGUAUCGCAUCAAACAUUACCAUCAAUACGAUUGUUGACGAGACUGAUAAUAUCAAAGAUCGCCUCAAAGAGCGAAGACCAACUACAAUGUUGAAACUAGUGAAGGAAGAAGAAAAACAAAAGGAACAGAUAGGGACUCUGAGCCUGGCCUUCGCAAAACGAUUCUUAGCCGUUAAAAGACAAGUGGAUAUCACUAAUGAUGACCUUAACAUCGAGGAACACUUGAAGAAUAUACCCAAGGAGAAAUACUCCAAGCGUAGACAGUCCUUGUACUUCCUCAAGAAUCGGCCCGAUUUGCUUCUCAAACCUGAUCUCGAGAAAAGACUGACGUUGCACGUCGAACACAAAGACUACGAUGCUGCUAUAAAACUAAGACAACGUCUUGACGAGGAGAACAAGAAGCAUGGAUCCUUAACAAACUUAGAGAUUCAAGGGGAUUUUCCCGAACAGGUUUAAUCAGUAGUGUAAUGUAUAUUAGCAGAACUAGAAGUAAAUGGCCUUACUUGCAAAAUGGCAUAUUUAUAUACAAGUUGUUAAAGCAUCAGCCUCGUUUGCUGUACAUGUGUGAAUUUAGGCUUUUGAUGAUAAUGUGAUACCCAAGUGCCAUACUUUGUAUAAAACAUAUUUUGUAUAUACACUUGAAAAGAAGUGCACCUUUCAUUGAAUAAACAAACUAUAUUUCCAAACUUAACACAGGCCUUUAACUG
Messenger RNA from Owenia fusiformis, 3275 nucleotides. Lineage: Eukaryota; Metazoa; Annelida; Polychaeta; Sabellida; Oweniidae. The record is from the annotation of a GenBank genome assembly.